Messenger RNA from Benincasa hispida (wax gourd), 839 nucleotides. RefSeq lists its product as uncharacterized. The record is from RefSeq and is a predicted model, not a curated record. NCBI's taxonomy places the organism in Eukaryota, Viridiplantae, Streptophyta, Magnoliopsida, Cucurbitales, Cucurbitaceae.
CAUUCCAAACCCCAAAAAGCAAAUCAAACCCAAUUCAACAAAAAAACACCCACACUGGUCUUUUUUUUUUUUCCCACAACAAAAGAACACAAAACAAAAAGGAAAAAUGCCUCUCAUUACAGAAGAGCUGAAAGCCAAAGCUGAUGAAGUCUACUAUGGUGACAAGAUCUCACAAGAGAAAACAAAGCUUCUUCUGAAAGAAGUGGGGCUUCCAAAUGGGCUUUUGCCAUUGAAGGACAUAAUAGAAUGUGGCUAUGUGAAGGAGACUGGCUUUGUUUGGAUGAAGCAAAAGAAAGCCAUAACCCACAAAUUCCACAAGAUUGGGAAGCAAGUGAGCUAUGCCAAAGAAGUCACUGCCAAUGUGGAGAAGAAUAAAGUCAAGAAUUUGACUGGUGUUAAAGCCAAGGAGGUUUUGGUUUGGCUCACUUUGUCCGAGAUCUACGUCGACGACCCCCCGACCGGGAAUAUUACCUUUCAGAUCCCCGCGGGGCUCUCUAGGGCUUACCCGGUCGACGCAUUCGAGGUCGAGGAGGAGGAGGCGGCGACCGAAAAUAAGGAAGUGAAAGAGGAGGGAGUGAAGGAGAAGAUCAAGGAGGUGAAAGAGGUGGGUAAUGGAGGGAGUGUGGUGGUGAAUGUGAAAGAGGUUUGAGAAUGUUUCUUAAUUUACAGUUUCUUGAUGUGGUAGGGUUGAGAUUAAUUUUGUGGUAUUUUACCUUAAAUGGUUGUUGAACCCUUUCAUUGGAAUUGGUCAUAGUAUAAUUAAGAUCAUAUUUGUAAGUUUUUCUUAAUAAAUCCUUUCCCCAAUGUUCUACUAUUAUAUGUAUACCUAUUUUUGUAUA